CAAUACCCGCAUGCUUUGUCUCACGCCCAUUUCUCUUCCAGGUCACAAAUAUUCUCUUCCUCUCUCUCUGAAUCAUUCUUGCAACCUCAAAGGAUAGUUGCAAAGAGGAAGAGAUGGAACUUCCCUUCUUCCCAACCCUUUACUCAACCGUUAAAGGUUUGGUAGUGAGACAACCUUUUUUCCCGACCCUGGAAGAUUGGCUAGUGAAUCACCCGAAAAUCCUUGAAUUUUCAUGGGACAAUGGCCAAACUCCAGGCUCCUCCCAGCGCUUCCUUACCCUCACUGUCCUGUCCUACAUCUCCUUCACGUUCAUUCUCUCCCAAGUGUCUCGCCCUUCCCUCGCACGUCCGGUCCUGAAAUCGAUCUCAGCACUCCACAACAUGUUCCUCCUUGUCCUCUCCUUCGUCAUGGCCCUUGGUUGCCUCGUUUCCAUCUUCUCCCAGGUGCCUAACUUUAAUACUCUCGUCUGCCUCCCUAAGCGCACAUCGCCAUCGGGACCCCUAUUUUUCUGGGCCUAUAUCUUCUACCUCUCCAAGAUUGUUGAAUUCAUGGAUACCCUUUUGAUCAUCCUCAGCAACUCCAUGAAAAGACUGUCAUUUCUUCACGUGUACCACCACUCCAUGGUCUUAAUCAUGUGCUACAUGUGCUUAGAAAGCGCUCAAUCUUCCUUCUCCAUGGUGCUUGUUACCAACUGCGUGGUGCAUAUUGUAAUGUACACCUACUACUUGAUGUGCACCCUCGGGAUGCGCCCCAAGUGGAAGAAAGCGGUGACUGAUUUCCAGCUUCUGCAGUUCUGGGCAAGCUUUCUGAUCAUGGCCAUGCUUGUCUUCUACCACUUCACCGGGUCAGGGUGCUCCGGUGUUUUGAGCUGGUUCUUCAAUGCAUUCUUCAUCAUUUCUCUCCUGUUCUUGUUCUCAGACUUCCAUGCUAAGAGUUACUCAUCCCCUAAGGUUAAGGGUAACUAAUUCAUUAGGAUUAAAACAAAAUUGCCCAUUUCUUUUCAAUUUUUAUACUUUAUUUUUCAGGGUGCUUUAGUUCAUGAAAAACAAAUAUGCACAUUGCCAAAGUGCACUAUCUACUUCUACGACUUCAAUUGUUCCUCAUGUAUCUUAAUUAGCAGUAUUACUUUGUAUCACUGUUCUUCAAUUCAAGAGUUGAAUUAUUUAUUACUAA
Theobroma umbraticum is the source of this 1173-nucleotide messenger RNA. RefSeq lists its product as uncharacterized. Gene Ontology annotation, cellular component: endoplasmic reticulum membrane. Lineage: Eukaryota; Viridiplantae; Streptophyta; Magnoliopsida; Malvales; Malvaceae. Gene Ontology annotation, biological process: fatty acid elongation, monounsaturated fatty acid; sphingolipid biosynthetic process; fatty acid elongation, saturated fatty acid. Gene Ontology annotation, molecular function: fatty acid elongase activity. The record is from RefSeq and is a predicted model, not a curated record.